AUGGCUGUUACCGUUUCCAUCACCAUUAUCGUUAUCGUUAAUGUUACCAUCAUCGUUACCGUUACCAUCACCAUUACCAUUACCAUUACAGUUACCGUCACUGUCACCGUUACCAUUACCGUCACUGUCACAAUCACUAUCAAAAUCACUAAUACCUUUAUCAUCACCAUUACAGUUACCGUCAACGUCAUCGUUACUGUUACCAUCACCAUUACCCGUACCAUCACCGUUACCAUUAUAGUUACCGUCACCGUUAUCAAUACUGUCACCGUUAUCGUUAUCGUUACGGUUACCAUUAUCGUUACCUUCAGCAAUACCGUUAUCAAUACAAUCACCGUUAUCAUUAUUGUUAUCGUUACCGUCACUGUUAUCAAUACUGUCACCGUUAUCAUUAUCGUUACCAUUACCAUUACCGUUACCUUUCGUGAUACCAUUAUCUUUAUCGUUAUUGUGACCGUUAACUUCACUAUCACCUUAACUGUUACCAUAACCGUUACCGCCACCGUCACUGUUACCAUUACCAUCACCAUUACAGUCACCAUUACUGUUAACGUCUCUGUUGCCAUCACCGUUACCGUUACCGUUAUUUUUUCGGUUAUUAUCACCGUCACCGUUAUCGUUACCUUUACCGUUACUAUUAUUGUGACUGUUACCAUAACCUUUACCAUCAUUGCUACCGUUACCGUCAUCAUUACCUUGAUCGUAACUAUUACUAUAACCAUCAUCGUUACUGUCACAGUCAUCGUCACCGUCACAGUUAUCACCACUCUCAUUGUCACCAUCACUGUUAUUAUUACUGUCAUCGUUAUUGUAAUCAUUAUUGUUACCGUCAUCAUUAUCGUUACUAUCACCGUAACCAAUAUUAUCACCAUGAAUGUGACAUCUACUGUGACCGUGACCGUUACAGUCACUGAUACCGUUACCAUUACUCUCAUCAUUCUAUGA
Molecule: messenger RNA, 945 nt
Organism: Vitis riparia (riverbank grape)
Lineage: Eukaryota; Viridiplantae; Streptophyta; Magnoliopsida; Vitales; Vitaceae
Exons: 1
Coding region: 1-945 (314 amino acids)
Cellular component (GO): membrane
Source: RefSeq, a predicted model, not a curated record